Lytechinus variegatus (green sea urchin) is the source of this 3883-nucleotide messenger RNA. RefSeq names its product rho-related BTB domain-containing protein 1-like. The record is from RefSeq and is a predicted model, not a curated record. The transcript is spliced from 10 exons. The coding region runs from base 142 to 2472 and encodes 776 amino acids. Gene Ontology annotation, biological process: small GTPase-mediated signal transduction. Gene Ontology annotation, molecular function: GTP binding; protein binding; GTPase activity. Lineage: Eukaryota; Metazoa; Echinodermata; Echinoidea; Temnopleuroida; Toxopneustidae.
GUACAUGUGUAGGUGGUAUACUGUGGUUUUAGUGCUCAUAUCCAAAGGCAGAUUUUUGGGGGACUAUGUUCAUGGACCAUGUUUCUAGAGGCCAUGUCCUAACUCUUACCCAGACUGAGCACGAGCAGACCAGCUGCUAACAUGGACAACGAACUGCCCCGCCAGGAACUGGUCAAGUGCGUUGUGGUCGGCGACAGCGCGGUGGGCAAGACCAGACUGAUCGUAGCCCGGGCAACCAACCAAGCAAUGACGAGAUCGCAGCUCUUCCAGACUCACAUUCCUUCCGUCUGGGCCAUUGACCAGUAUCGCAUGUGCCAAGAGGUUCUUGAGAACUCCUGGGAGACGAUAGAUGGGGUCAGUGUGUCCCUGCGUCUCUGGGAUACCUUCGGUGACCAUGAAAAAGAUAGACAGUUCGCUUAUGGCAGGGCAGACGUGGUGCUCCUGUGCUUCUCCAUCGCCGAUGCCGUCUCGCUGAAGAACGUCAAGAAAAAGUGGCUGCCGGAGAUCCGUCACUUCUGCCCCCGGGCGCCCAUCAUCAUGUGUGGAUGCAAAAACGAUCUCCGUUACGCCGACCUGGAGGCCCUGAAGAAAGAAAGGGGGCCAGUGAGCCACCAAUGUUCUCGCCAUCGGGCCUUUGACCCCGAAGGUAUACUUCCUCCAAAAGAAGGCCGCAACAUUGCCAAAGAAUCCAACUGCGUCUAUUACGAAACCAGUUCCUACACACUCUAUGGAGUCCAGGAGGUCUUUGACAACGUAGUGAGGGCAGCGCUCAUCUACAGACGGCAACAUAGGUUCUGGCAGUCCAAUCUAAAGAAGGUCCAGAAGCCACUCCUGCAAGCCCCCUACUUACCAGGCUGUCCUAGAGAGCCUAGUAUCCACAUCCCAGAUUCCACAUAUGCUUCAGAUAUCAGUUUCUUACUCAAGGAACCAGCUUGUGCUGAUGUCAUCUUCACAGCACAUGGAGAGCUGAUCUGUGCACACAAGGUUUGCCUCCUGGCUGCUUCACCUAUAUUUAGUGAAUUGUUCCUCGAUGAUGAGAAAGAAAUAGAACUGUCCAAACAGUCGUCAUUGUCUGUAAACAACUCGAGUAAUGAGAACCAGUCACAAGCCAAAGAUAUCCUUCAACCCCACCACCACAACGUUCCCCAUCAAAGUCCUCGGUCAGAGUCCCCGAUGUGCUGUCACAGUCCAACACCAGACAGGUCCCAGUCACCUGAAUGCAACCAUGAGAACAUUUGCCCCUCACCUCCCCUGGGGUUGCACCCUAACUUUAACACCCUCCUUGCAGAGGACCAGUGUUUGAGCAUCUCACCCAAUGGGAACACAUGCCUGUUCUCCGGCUCCGCUCAGCACAAAAACUGCAGCAAGGCCAAGCCUGCGAUGAGCUCAUCGCCGUCGCACCAUCAACAGACCUCAACACCAACCAGGUUUCGCUCGUCCUCCCCAUCCAUUAGGUCCUCACCGCUGCAGCAGAUCAACACGCCCACAGUGCCUGCCAACCUCCAAUGCCUUCCGACAAAGACUCUGAAUCACCAGGCCUUUGACUCCAUCCAUUUACAGCAGGUCACCGACAACCUGGGUGGUCGAACCAUCCAGCGGCACAUUGUUGUCCUUAACCCCAAGAUCACAGCGGAAGCAUUCAGGGCAGUUCUGGAGUUCCUAUACACAGGUUCGUUGGACAUCAAGGUGUACAGUAGCCUUAGCGAUAUCAUCACUGCUGCAUCUUUGUUGGACCUAUCGGACCUGGUUGCCUUUGUGGCCAAUGUAAAGAAUCAGGAAGUGUUUCUCAAUGCAGAUCUAGUGGACAACUUUCUGCAUAAAAGAAAGGAGCGGUUUGCCAAGCUCUUUGCCAACCAAGGCCUUCUGUCAGAUUUAGUGAUUAAUGUUGAAGAUGGUCAAGUGAAGAGUCACAAGUGUCUGGUCAUGGUGAGAUGUGAUCCGAUGUUAGCUAUGCUCAGUGGCAACUUCAAGGAAAGCUCAUCAGAGGUAUCUAUGAAAACCUUCAAGAAGUCAACCUUUGAGUUGUUCUUGGAGUAUCUGUACACUGACCAGUGCCACAUAGAGACCAACUCCGAUGCUCUAGCUCUCUUAGAGCUAGCCAACUUCCUGUGCUUGCCCCACCUGGUCGCCCUGUGUGAGAAGAGUGUUGUCCAUGAGCUCCAGUCCAGCAUGGAGACACAAGAAGUCCUUGAUGAAGCCGUUGUCGGUGUCCUCCAGAUAGCCAAGCUUCACAAUGCUCACCAGCUCCAUAGCUGGUGCAUCCAUUACAUGACCAUACGCUACAUAGACGUCCAGAAGGGCCGACCAAAGCUGUUCAAGGAGCUUGCUCCAGAGUAUCGCAAGCAGAUAGAGCGCCAGCGCUGGCCACCCGCCUACUAUCUAGACGAAGCGGCUUACUUUGAAAAAUGUCUGGCUGAGCUGAAGAAAGGCAAUGACAUUCGGACCAAGAAACACAAGUGGUGUCUGAGAUGAUUUCAUCCAGGUUCUAGGUGACUCCUUUCCUCCUAUCAAAGGCUGUUGCAGGUCUUAGUAUCCCUCCGUGCCCUGGUAUUUUUCUGCUGCUGUUUUCACAUUAAAGCUCUUGAUGUUGUCUAGGGUAGAUGGAGUGCGGGGCUGAAUGUAACUCAUAUGUGAUGGUUGAUUGUAGAAAGGUAUUUAUUAAUUGUCUGUCGCUCUACACGCAGGAGUAGGAAGUGGUUAGCUGGUAGGAAGGUACCCCUGAGAGCCUUAUCAUCACUACUCAGUAAGACAGGGACCUAUAACACAAAGCGUAGUAAUUGGUCUUUGGACUGAUUUAUAUGAUUGAUUGCAUUGACUAUUAUGUAUGAUCAAUCAUAAAAGCAGCCCUACAAUCAAUUAGCUAUGCUUUAUGUCACUGAGCCAAGGGGUAAUAAUGAUUACACAGUACCAUCCGACUUAUAUCCUAAUGCUAGAGAAGAAUUUAGGUAGUUUUAUUGAAACAAAAAUAGAUCCUAUGGAUUUGAAAGCCUAAAAUUAUUGUCAAGCACUACUACCAAUCAAACAGUAAAUUUUGUUUUGUCUAGUUUCUUUGUUAGAAACCAGGACACUGUUUCACAAAGGAUGUACCAUUCAUUUAAUUACCAUGGUAGCAGAUCGAACCAGCCAUCCACAAUGAUAGUUCAUAUAUUGGCAAAGUUUCCAGUAUCGUAAGUCAUUGUGAAAAAGGCUUCAGAUAAUCAUUUGACCAUACUAGUAUUUAUCAUUCCAAUUAUUAUCCUUUAGUUUGAGAAGUCCAAUUUGAAUGGACUUACAAGGGUAUGGAAUGAAGACUACGAGUCACUGCUUAUAGUCCAAAAACUCACAAGUGGGAAAAUGUCACCUUCGUUUUCCAUAUUAUUUGCAAAAUAUUGGUUGUUAUGAAAGAUGUUUUGACUAAACCAAAAAGAAUAAAGGAAGAAAUUUGAUUUCUUGUGAAUCUUGUCCUAGACAUUGAACAAAAACUUAUUCAAUUCCCAUUAUUUUAAAUCAUUUGUUUAUUUUCAUUGAACUUUAUUGAGAUUUAAUCUUAUGCCCGGCACACACUAUGUGAUUCGUUGCAAUCCAAAUUUAAAGAAAUUGUAAUAACAUUUGAUAUAAACAUGUCAACCAGUAAAAUCUUAUCAAUCAGAAGAUUUCAGAAUAGUGGUAGGACUACUGAAAUCGAAAUUCAGUCUGGGUUGAGCCUCCCUACAGAAAGAAAAGAAAAUUCAAAUUGUAAUGAUGUCAUUAUUGGCUGUGACUUGAAGUCGAUUUGGACUUAACUCCGACCACAGGGCUUGCCACAGAGAAAAACUAUUUUCUUAUUCCUAACAUUAUGCAGAACUUCAAAUUAAAUAAUAUUUACUUCUUGGAACUUUCAUAUUUAGUGCAAACUACAAUUUAU